Molecule: messenger RNA, 1255 nt
Organism: Leguminivora glycinivorella
Lineage: Eukaryota; Metazoa; Arthropoda; Insecta; Lepidoptera; Tortricidae
Product: LYR motif-containing protein 2
Exons: 2
Coding region: 161-424 (87 amino acids)
Cellular component (GO): mitochondrion
Source: RefSeq, a predicted model, not a curated record
AGUGACAUCAAUCAUAAUUGUCACUUCUGUCAGUGUCACUGUCUCACUCGUCUCGUUGUUGAUACUUUGAUAGUAACAUUCGUAGAUUUCCUAUUCUACAUAAAACCAAGCUAAGGAUGUUCAUAAAUUUACCAUAAAACACAUAAACAAUAUAUUUAAAAUGUCGUCUAAGCUACCGAAAGCGGCACUGAGUCUCAAGCAGUUUAUGUUGCGCCAAGAAGUUUUGAAGCUGUACAGGGAUAUCUUUAGAACACUAAGGCAUGUAUCUGACGAAUCGACGCGCCAAGAACUGAAGGAAUGGGCCAGGGCAGAUUUUAGGAACAACAAACAUCAUACUGACGAAGCGACUAUAAAAUCUAUGUUGUUUCACGGGAAAAAAUCGUUGCAAGAUCUAGAAAAAUCACUAGCUUUAAGUAGAUCAUGAAAAUAAAUUUAGAUUCUUAAAUUCUACAUUAGUUGGUACCAAAUGAAGUGACAACACCACAUAAUUUUUUUACAUAUAAAAUAAAGAGUUAGGUGUGUCAAAUAAAUAUAAUACUUCUAUUUAAACACUGUAUUUCAUUUAUCAUGAGAUUUAUUUUUCCAAUUUGUUCAUGAUUAUAACAUUGGAUCUGCAUUGCUACCCAGUUAUGGCAAUCUGUAUCUACAUCUACUGGCAUGUUUGACAUAACAAGGCAGAUAGGUUUACAAACAACCUUCAGGACAUUUUGUAAUCACAUUAAUGAUGUAAACAUUAAUAGUUUUGGAACUUAGAUAUGAUGAUACAGCUGGAUAAAUUAUUAUUACUAUAAAUGUAAAAGAAUUAAAAUUAUUUUUUUAAUUUUACACUAUCUACACUAUGUACAAUAAAUAAAUUGUGCUGUCCAGAAUUAUACAUAUAUAAUGACUAAUACAUUCUGUAAAAUUUGAAAUGAGAAUAUAUUUAUAUAUGUUCUCUGAUUGCUUCAUAUAUGUAAGCAGUGUCUUAUUCCUCUCACUCUCAACAGCUUAAAAACAUAGCAACUAAGGUGUACAGUCUUCAAUACUUAAUAUAACUACCACAUUUCACUUUUAAAACUAUAGUCUUAUAAUUAUAACUGACAGGUAAUGCAACUUGUUUGAACUAAACAAUUUGUAGUAAUUUUACUAAAAGUAUAAAUUGAUUAUAAACAAUUGCAGCUUAAUUCAAUUAUUCAAGGCUACACACAUCAGACUUGUCACAUUAAAAAUUAAACAAAUUCUAAUCAUUAUGCCAUGCAGACUUUGAAUCUAUUUA